GUUAAUUGUAAUGAGCUAUUUUUUUUUUGUAAUUAGUUUUCAAGAAGUUUAUUAAACAAUUGGAAUUGCAGAAACUCUCAUGUAUCCCCACUCAACUAUUGCCCAAACCAAACAAGAAAUAGACAAUUCGCUUUCAGAGGAAGAACUUGAGAAUACGCAAUAAAUGAUAACGACCUUACUUCUAUCACACGGCAGUGCGACGACGAAGUUGUCUCUCCUUGCUUGCUCUUUCUUUCCCUUUCACAAAUUGCCCGGGCAGAUUGGGCUCAAUUGACAUCGCAAAGAGGAAAGGGUGGGGCAUUAGGGAGCUUUUAUUAUGCCACAGGUAAGGACUGCUGCCGCUGAGGCAGCAGCAGCGGCUGCCGGGAGUGGUGCCAAUGGUCAACCGCUUGUGAAGAUUGGGCAUUACCUUCUUGGCGCCACAUUGGGUACAGGCACAUUUGGCAAAGUGAAGGUCGGUGAACAUCAAAUAACACGCCUUAAGGUCGCCGUAAAGAUCCUUAAUAGGCAAAAAAUCAAAAGUUUGGAUGUCGUGGGCAAGAUACGACGGGAGAUACAAAACCUUAAACUCUUUCGGCAUCCCCACAUAAUAAAAUUGUACCAGGUGAUUUCCACACCUUCAGAUAUAUUUAUGAUUAUGGAGUAUGUGAGCGGCGGAGAACUCUUCGAUUAUAUUGUCAAACAUGGAAAAUUGCAGGAGCAUCAGGCCCGCCGGUUUUUCCAACAGAUCAUUUCCGGGGUGGAUUAUUGUCAUCGCCAUAUGAUUGUUCAUCGAGAUUUGAAGCCCGAGAACUUGCUGCUCGAUCAUAAUAUGCACGUAAAAAUAGCCGAUUUCGGUUUAUCCAAUAUGAUGCUCGAUGGCGAAUUUCUUCGCACUUCUUGUGGAUCACCCAAUUAUGCUGCACCCGAGGUGAUUUCGGGAAAACUGUAUGCUGGUCCAGAGGUGGAUAUAUGGUCCUGUGGUGUCAUUCUGUAUGCCCUCCUGUGUGGAACCCUUCCCUUUGAUGAUGAGCACGUGCCCACACUCUUCCGCAAGAUAAAAUCUGGCAUAUUCCCCAUACCCGAGUAUCUCAAUAAGCAGGUGGUAAAUUUGGUGUGUCAAAUGCUUCAGGUGGAUCCUUUGAAGCGAGCCACCAUUGAAGAGAUUAAGAAGCAUGAAUGGUUCCAAAAGGACUUGCCGGCGUAUUUAUUUCCCUCUUCGAUAGAACAGGAUUCUAAUGUGAUUGACACGUAUGCCGUUGCCGAGGUGUGUACCAAAUUCGGAGUAAAAGAAUCGGAAGUCCAUAAUUCUUUGCUAAGUGGCGAUCCGCAUGAUCAGCUGGCAAUAGCCUACCAUUUGAUAAUUGAUAACAAACGAUUUGCUGAUGAUGCUGCCAAUCAGAUUACUGAGAUCAAUAAUUUCUUUGUGGCUGGAUCGCCUCCACCUCCUCCACCCCCAUCCACUUUGUCAUCAAGUCAUUCGCCAAAUGAGCGCGAUGUUACUGUCAUAGUCGGAGGAAGUGGGGGUACGGCAGUCAGUUCCGGCUCAGCCACGCCAGUGCCGGCGAAUGGAGCUUCAGCUACUACUAAUAGCUCAACGGUCAUGCCCGGCAUUCGUCCACAUCCCGAACGGAUCGCUCCUAUGCGUGAACGUCAAUUGGCAAUGUCGGUUCAAAACUCUGGAGGGGCUGCUUUCCCCGAGAAAACAGCACGUGGUGGCACACCUAUCAAACGAGCCAAAUGGCAUCUGGGUAUUCGAUCCCAAAGCAAGCCCAAUGACAUUAUGCUUGAGGUAUAUCGGGCAAUGAAGGCUCUUAACUACGAGUGGAAAAUCAUUAAUCCGUACCAUGUGCGCGUUCGUCGUCAAAAUGUCAAGACUAGCAAAUUCUCAAAAAUGUCCCUACAACUGUAUCAGGUGGACGCCAAAAGCUAUUUGCUAGACUUCAAGUCCCUGACCAACGAUGAAGUUGAGCAAGGCGAUGAUGUUAUCAUGGAGAGCUUAACUCCACCGACCCACAGCGCGUCUGCUGGAACGAUGCCGCUCCAGCCCACGGGUCAUCACACAAUGGAGUUCUUUGAGAUGUGUGCGGCAUUAAUUAUUCAGUUGGCUCGCUAAAUAAUGCAAAAUCCAAAGGGUUUUGGAGAAAUACUGUUUUUGCGUCAUCGAAUGCUCGCUUACCGCUUACCGUUAUUAAUGCUAGCGCUGCCCGAUAAAUUGUUCUUGUUGUUUUUGUUGGCGUCUUUAUAUACUAUAUAUAUUUUAUGUAUAAUUUUUAACGGUUGAUUUUUAUUUUUUUGUGCUUCUUUUCGAAGAUUUUCUGAGUAUUCUUUGUAUAAAGUUGUAUUCAGUUCAGUUCGGUCGAAAACCCAUUUAAAUCAAUAUUGUAACCUACUAAAUAAAAAUUUUAAUUUCGGGUAAAAAGACUUUCGUAAUUAUAAAUAAUAUAUGCAAUAAAUUACACAAAAUCACAAAUAUUAUGUUUAUAUUUUUAAGUUUUAUAAAGUAAACGUCGCUAUGCACAGGUAAA
Drosophila willistoni is the source of this 2507-nucleotide messenger RNA. It is a transcript of the gene AMPKalpha, whose product is annotated as 5'-AMP-activated protein kinase catalytic subunit alpha-2. Gene Ontology annotation, cellular component: cytoplasm. NCBI's taxonomy places the organism in Eukaryota, Metazoa, Arthropoda, Insecta, Diptera, Drosophilidae. Gene Ontology annotation, biological process: intracellular signal transduction; protein phosphorylation. Bases 317 to 2095 code for a protein of 592 amino acids. Gene Ontology annotation, molecular function: protein serine/threonine kinase activity; ATP binding. The transcript has 3 exons. The record is from RefSeq and is a predicted model, not a curated record.